Messenger RNA from Coregonus sp. 'balchen', 11420 nucleotides. The record is from the annotation of a GenBank genome assembly. NCBI's taxonomy places the organism in Eukaryota, Metazoa, Chordata, Actinopteri, Salmoniformes, Salmonidae.
UCUGUCUCUCGCUCUCGCUCUCUGUGUUCACUGUUGUAAAUUCAGUUUGGUAGCCUGGUGGUUAUUGUCCUAUCAAUCAUUGUCGAGGCCACCUGCCGCUGUAUGGAAGCUCUACCAACUAGUUCAAACAGCGGAGUAGCAGAGUAGCGCAAGUAUUGGCAAUGUUGAAAAAAGAAGAGAGCGUUCUCAAUCGGAAAUAACAGUGGGGCUCCUCUUGCCAACAAACCCUCAUGGCUAGACUUUACCUGCAAGGGAGGUAUGUUUCAUCACAAUAUGUCUCUCUUUCUCUCCUGCCGUUUCUCUCCCUCUGUCUCACACGUUCGGUUUUCUCUCCCUUUCUCAUCUUAUGGUCAUGUUUGGACACAUUCUAUUUUGAGGUACAUGUUUGUUUGGUGUAGAUUAUUAAUUAGCCAACUCUGUAGGUUUAUUUCUAUUAACUUUUACUUUAAUGUGCUUGUAUGCAACUGCUUUGAGGUGCCAUUGCGAAAGGGAAUUUCAACAUACAAUCACAUCAGAGACAUCUUUGUUCCUGGUUGUACAGUCUGCUAUUGGUGUUUAAAGCCUAGACAUCCUGGUCAGAUCUGUUUGUGCUAUCAUGCCAACUCCAUUGCGGUUAACCCAACUGCUGAUGGGUCAAAAAAACUACUGACGGUUAAAUUAACCCAUGUUUGGGUAAUCCAAACAACCCAACAUUUACGGAACCCAACUGGCUGGGUCAAAAUGACCCAGCGAGUGUUCUGUCCAAUAUUUACCCAGCGCUGGGUUACCAAAUAAUAGUCUAUAAACUCCCUAUGAUGACAGCUGUACUCAUAGGGAAGUGGAGUUGUGGGUGAUUGAACUGGCCCUACUGCUCAGUUCAACUUCCUUUUUUAAAGGCAAGCCUUAAUGUCAACCCCUGAUAGGCACUCUGUCACAUUUUCACAUUAACAAGGGCUGUGAGACCAUGAUUUAUGAUUUGUCAUGGGGAUAUUUUUGGCUAGCUACUUCCGGUUAGCUAGCAUAUUGCUGAAGGGUUUGAUCAUGUGGCGUAUGGCGGGUGUACGGAUGUCACUUUUAAGAGAGCAAAGAACGAUCAGUCAGAAGUUAACAUGACUCUGUAUUGUAGUUUUAUGAAAGAGGAUCCGUAAACGGGUACUGUGGGAAAUUCUCUCAGUAUAUUGUGGACCAGGAAGUGGGGUUCAUAUAUAUGAUCUGUUUUUAUGUACUAAGUUGAUGAGAAUAAAUUACUUGAUGUUACCUUAAAUUGUAAACUGUCAUGGUCAAAACAUAGAUUCAAUGGUUGUAAAGAUGGGGAGAGGUCUGUCCAUAAUAGAGAGAUGCUCUGCUUUUUUGGCACCACAGGAUCUAGUUUAGUCUUAUCUUGAUUAUUGUCCAGUCAUGUAGUCAGGUGCCUUUUCAUUGUAAUAAGAGGGCUAAUAUAAAAACUAUGCAUGCCAUUCUCUCUUGGCUAAGAGUUGAGGAGAGACUGACUGCAUCACUUCUUCUUUUUAUAAGAAACAAUGUGUGGAAAAUUCAAAAUUGUUUGCAUAGUCAGCUUACACACAUCUCUGACACACACACUUACCCCACAAGACAUGCCACCAGGGGUCUUUUCACAGUCCCCAAAUCCAGAACAGAACAAAUUCAAGAAAGUGUACUGUAUUAUAAAGAGCCAUUAUUGCAUGGAACAAAAAUUAACAUCAAACCUGGUUUCAAAAAACAGAUAAAGCAACAUCUCACAGCACAACUGUGAUGCGUGCGAUGACAGAGUUUAUUCCUUCGUUGACACACAUCUGCGCUCAAAUAGCGAUCAACAAAACAGGCACAGGGGAAACUCUCAUCCCUGGCAAAUACACUGUAAUGGUAGAAUCCAAUAAUACAUAGGCACAGGGGAAAAUCUACCCUGGCAACAAAAUGUACGAGUAGCUCCACCGAGCUAUACUACUCUCACAACUAACAAUCACCCACAAGGACAAGGGGGCAGAGGGAACACUUAUACACAGACUAAUGAGGGGAUUAGAACCAGGUGUGUGUGAUUGACAAGACAAGACACAUGUGAUGAUGAUUGGGGCGGCAGUGGUUAGUAAGCCGGUGACGACGAACGCUGAAGUCUGCCCGAACAAGGAAGGGAGGCAGCCUCGCCCGAAGUCGUGACAACAACGCCUCUCCUCUAUUUGACCUAGAUAUUUUGUGUGUAUGUAUUGAUAUGUAGGCUAUGUCUGCCAUUUUUAAAUGUAUGUAGUUCUGUCCUUGAGCUGUUCUUGUCUAUUGAUAUUCUGUAGUAUGUCAUGUUUCAUGUUUUGUGUGGACCCCAGGAAGAGUAGCUGCUGCUUUAGCAACAGCUAAUGGGGAUCUUAAUAAAUUACCAAAACGACUAUAGGCCUAUGUAGCUGUGACCUUCCUCUAAGGCUGCGUCCCAAAUAGUACCCUAUUCCCUUUAUAGUGUACACAUUUUGACCAGGGCCCAUAGCGCACAUUGUCUGUUCCCCUUUUCCCAUUUUAUCCGUCACUCUCCAGUUUUUCAUUCUGACUUUUCAUGGGAGCUUGUGUUGUUGAUGGUUGCUCUUAGACAAAUACCUUGUCAGAGCAAAUUUACUUAUUUCCAAUGCACAACACUGUAGCCUCUGCAUUCGUGGUGUGUGUGGGUGGGGAUGUUAUGUAUGAUGAUAAUCUUUCCCAGACACAAUAGGAGCACUGUGGGACUGCCCAGGUAGCCUAUCCCCAACCUUUGUAAUGAAGCAGCACACCGGAGGAUCAGGUGUGUGUGUGUGUGUGUGUGUGUGUGUGUGUGUGUGUGUGUGUGUGUGUGUGUGUGUGUGUGUGUGUGUGUGUGUGUGUGUGUGUGUGUGUGUGCAACCCAAAGCUAGAGGAGCAGAAGGAAUGAGCAGAGCAGCAGGUUGGCAGGUACGUGGGUAAGGGAAGGGGGACGGGAGGAGGGGGGAGGUUUACCCUUCCAUAUUGGAGAAGGAAGGUAUUGUAAUGCACUGUGCACAGAGUAACAGAAAAAAGAGGGUGACAUUUGAGCAUGGUGAGUGGGAGAGAAUAGGUUUCAUUGUACAAAAGGGUACUGGGCUCUCUCUCCAGAGGAUAAAGCCGAGACUUCCUUGUCACACACUAAUGUUUAAUGUGUAACUGAUGACUUUUGUGGUCAAUUGCCUUUCUGCACAGUUGUAAACAAUCAUUCACACUACCCAGGAAUUAACCUGUGAUGUGCCACCACAUGCACCCUCAAAUAUCUUAACGUUGAGUCGCUCACCUACACAAAUUCCAUGUGGGACCAAUCAGCUGUCACGCCCUGGCUCUGGGGACUCUAGUAUGUUGAGCCAGGGUGUGAGUUUUCAUUUGUGUUCGUUCUAGUAUUGUGUUUCUAUGUUGGCCAGUGUGGUUCUCAAUCAGAGGCAACGUGAAUCAGCUGUUGCUUGUUGUCUCUGAUUGGGAACCAUACUUAGUCAGCCUGUUUCCCACAGUAUGGUGUGGGAUCUUGUUCCAAUUAGGUUUGUGUUUAAACCGAGGACGUCACGUUAUCGUUUGUUGUUUUGUUCGUGUAGCAUUAAUAAAAAGCAUGUUCACCUUCAACGCUGCGCCUUGGUCCUAUGUUCCCGACGAACGUGACAGAAGAUCCCACCAAGACUGGACCAAGCAGCGUGUCCAGGAGCCAUCGCCAGGGAGAUCUCUAGCGGAUCUCCUUCGCCUCCUCGACUGGGUCAAGCCGUGUGAGGAAGAGAGGGGCUUGACUUGGAAGCAGAAGGGCGAAAGGCUGGCGAGAGAUAUGGAGACCUGGUCCACGGGUAGGAGAGAAGCCCAGAAAUUUUUUAGGGGGGGGCUCACGCCGUGGACGACGGGGCAGCAGGAGACCGCGAUAGAGCGGCCCAGCGGGUUGGCAGAGGAGGCCGCCAGGUUACGGGGGCCACUGGUCAAAAGGGGAAGGAAGGUGUAGAGGCACGGCGAGAGGUACUGGGGUGUGUUGCCAGUCCGGUCCGGCCCGUUCCUGAUCCCUGCGUAGGGCCAGUGGUGUGUGUCCCCAGUACGGUCCGGUCUGUUCCUGUCCCUUGCACCGAGCCUGUGGUGCGCGUCGCCAGCCCAGUCCGGUCCAUUCCUGCUCUCCGCACCAAGUCAGUGGUGCGCUUCGUCAGCCCGGUCCGGCCCGCUCCUGCUCCCCGCACCAAGCCAAUGGUGCGCGUCGCCAGCCCGGCCCGGCCUGUUCCUGCUCCCCGCACCAAGCCAAUGGUGCGCGUCGCCAGCCCGGCCCGGCCUGUUCCUGCUCCCCGCACCAAGCCUAUGGUGCGCGUCGCCGGCCCGGCCCGGCCUGUUCCUGCUCCCCGCACCAAGCCAAUGGUGUGCGUCGCCAGCCCGGCCCGGCCUGUUCCUGCUCCCCGCACCAAGCCUAUGGUGCGCGUCGCCAGCCCGGCCCGGCCUGUUCCUGCUCCCCGCACCAGGCCAAUGGUGCGCGUCGCCAGCCCAGUCCAGCCCGCUCCUGCUCCCCGCACCAAGCCAAUGGUGCGCGUCGCCAGCCCGGUCCGGCCCGCUCCUGCUCCCCGCACCAAGCCUAUGGUGAGCGUCGCCAGCCCGGUCCGGCCCGUUCCUGCUCCCCACACCAAGCCAGUGGUGUGCGUCGUCAGUCCGGCAUGGCCCGUGCCUGUUCCACCGGUGCCUGGUCCAGCACCGGUCAGCUGCUUCACGCCGGAGCUAGAGCAAUCCGCUCCACCAGUGUGCAGUCCAGCUCCGGCCAGCGGGGCCAGACCGGACCAGGGGUACUUUGGGGGGUUGGAGAGGGAGUGGGGAUCAGGCCCGGAGCCGGAUCCGCCGCCAAGGCGGAGUGCCCACCCGGUCCCUCCCCUGUGGUGUUUGGUUGGCGCGGCCAGAGUCCGCGCCUUUGGGGGGGGGUACUGUCACGCCCUGGCUCUGGGGACUCUAGUAUGUUGAGCCAGGGUGUGAGUUUUCAUUUGUGUUCGUUCUAGUAUUGUGUUUCUAUGUUGGCCAGUGUGGUUCUCAAUCAGAGGCAACGUGAAUCAGCUGUUGCUUGUUGUCUCUGAUUGGGAACCAUACUUAGUCAGCCUGUUUCCCACAGUAUGGUGUGGGAUCUUGUUCCAAUUAGGUUUGUGUUUAAACCGAGGACGUCACGUUAUCGUUUGUUGUUUUGUUCGUGUAGCAUUAAUAAAAAGCAUGUUCACCUUCAACGCUGCGCCUUGGUCCUCUGUUCCCGACGAACGUGACAUCAGCAGAAUUUCAUUCAGUGGAGAUCAGUAAGGAGGAAGAUAUGUAGUCAUAUUUACCAGAACUAAUCCUCUGCAUAGGGGCCCAACCCUAAGGUGUGUGCUGCAAUGAAGAUUGUACACAGUUCCGCAUGACUUUCUUUAUCUUUACAAGUCUAAGUAAGCUCCUAGAGCAAUGGGGUUACACUCUAAAAAAAGCUGUGCUAAAAACAACUUCAUUUGGGUUAUUUGGUAACCCAGCGCUGGUUAAAUAUUGGACAGAUCACACGCUGGGUUAUUUUGACCCAGCCAGUUGGGUUGCGUGAAUAACCCAACAUGUUGGGUUGUUUGGAUUACCCAAACAUGGGUUAAUUUAACCUGCAGUUGUUAGUUUUUUUAACCAUCAGUUGGGUUGACACGGAGCUGGGUCUUUUUUAAUGUAAACCAUCGGCUAUUUUCAGGAGGUGUGGCCUAUUAGAUAAUGAUUUUGUCACUUGUUCAUGUACAAUGCAAAUAAAAACGUUCCUUUAAUAUUUUUGCACAUAACAUAUUCUCAUAUAAAAUUCAUAACUUUAUUAUUUACAUAUCCCAACAUUGAGAUACAAUAUUGGGAUAUGCAUAGGCUCUUGAGGAACUCAUACACUUGUCUAAGCCUCAUCAAAGCUACAAUAAUAUUAGUGUUCAACCUUAAUAUGUGAUAACAAUACAACAGAACAGAUUAACCCGAAUGACAUUUGUCCUCACAGGUGGCCAAAACUAUCUGAAAGCCCUACUAAGCAACACCUCUUGUCUUCUGAACUGACCCACUGGGUCAUAUCUCAAUAACCAAGCAUCAAUAAACCAGCACCCAGCAUCAAUAAACCAGCAGUUUGACCCAUCGCCCGCAAAACAUCCAGGUGCAAUUGAGUUGUAGUUGGAUUCACAUGUAAUAGCUAUUUUUUCCUUUAUAUGGUCAAAUAAAAUCCCAGAUUGGUUUUAGGUACUGUUGCACCACUAUGUGGUUGAGUAGACUCCCAGAUCCUGCUUCCAGGUUUCACAAUAGAAACAGGUAUUAAACAAAGGAAGUACACUAGGAAGUUGACAGGUGUUCCUGUAAGUGUGCACAGUAGAUUGUGUACGCACAGAUCAGAGAACAACUGUACAAAAAGGGCCUGACUUGACAAUAUUACCUGUCUGUCAGACAUUAACAUAUCAUCAUACAUUUCAAUAAACUUUGAUGAUUUAAUAAUUAUUGUUAAUAUGCUACCUUCGGGCUCCAUAUAAAAGUGACAUGGAACGAGAUAUGAAAACAGGUCAUACCAUUUUAUAUGGUUAUCUUAGCAAGUUGUAGAUCAUGUUGAAGAGCGACAUUUCAUCUCAGGAUGUAUAAAAUAACUUGGGUGACUGAAGUGAUGACAUGCAAUACAUUUUGGGCCUGCUGUAUUUAUUUGACAGUAAAAACAUGUUCCCCAUGAAGGGUUUGAGAGAGUGAUAUUUUAAACUAAUGUGCAUUACUGUCUAUCUACAUGAUGUGUACAGUAUACAUUGUAACACUUUAUUUGAAGGGUCUGUAAUAAGGUAUUUAUAAAUUGUGUUUUCACCAUUUAUUAAUCAUUACUCCCACAUGUAUAAACCAUUUACCAAUCAUUAGUAUUUUACCCUAAUCUAAAGUUAGCACUAUUUUUACUUUACAAAUACUUUAUAAACGUUUUGAGUGACCAGUGCAAUUUCUCACAAAAAGAUGGGCAUGCCAAUCGUAGACAUUCAUGCAGUACCUGGUAAAAGAAUAAGCACACAACACAGGACGUUUAAGUAUAUAUAUAGAUGUGUGAAUAACUAGCUUACAAAAAUGUACAAAUGUGGGAGUAGUGAUUAAUAAAUGGUGAGCAAGCGGUUUGUAAAUGCCUCAUAUUAUUCCUAUUAAAUGGUUUAUUAUGGACCCUUAAAAUAAAGUGUUACGGUAUAUAUCAUUACAUUCAUAUUUUUGAUGACAAUAAGUCAUCAUCAGUACAGUGUAAUCGAAUAAGACAUUACUUUGGAAGCAUACAGUCCUACACAUCUCAAUGUUCUACUUCUAUUCCACGAAGACAAGUGGAAAGAGAGAGUUUAUCUUAUGUGUAGUCAAUUCAAUCUCAGAAGGUCAAAGGUCCUUUUCACAAACACAGCUUAGAAUGGCUAACCUUGCAACCAACUUCUGAUUAUGCACGAGUAGUGCCAGGAGUCAUGUCAACAAAGACCAUUACAUGUCAGCUCUUACAAAGACAGAGUACUUCCCACGACCUGAAGACCCUGAUGUCUUCAUACUCACGUGUCAGUGACCAGCAGCACUGCUAGCAUUAGCUGGUGGAUGAGACAACAUUGUACUCCAACACCAAAGGCAUCAUGGUGUAACAAUAGAACAACAGUACUAUGAAACGUGAGAUUAUUUAUUUCAAUGAACAGAUCAUUUGGUCAACUUUGCGUUAUAGCCUACAAUGUAAUGUUAUGAAAUGUAGACAAUAAAAACAUAUACUGUAGGCUACUAGUAAAUAUUUAUAACAUACAAAACUGUCACUCAUCCUUUAAAAUGUUCUGGUUAGAAGGGGAAAUAGGGGGAAACAGUAAGAGCUGGAGUGAUUGGAUUAACAAGUGAGUCUCACAGCAAAGCUGUAGACAUGGCAGUCCACUGUACAGAUUUCUCUCUGAGACUGCAGUGAGGACAAAUGUAUCUUAGUUAUGUGAUUUGAUUCACAAUGGAAUGGAGAGGUCUCCAUUCUGAUAGACCAUUUCUUGUUGGAUAAAAAAUAACUUCAUGGUAUUUCAGUCAUAUAAGCAAAUAAUAAUUAACCCAGUUUUCUACACCUGUUUUGCUUAUGCCCAAUUUUAACCCUAAACAACCAUGCCAAGAAUGCAAAACAGGGGGUUAAAGUGAAAGUAGCCAGAGUGCCUGCAGUCUACGUAGGGGCGGCAGGUAGCUUAGUGGUUAAGAGCGUAGUGCCAGAAACCGAAAGGUUGCUGGUUCUAAUCCCUGAGCCGACUAGGUGAAAAAUCUGUCGAUGUGCCCUUGAGCAAGGCACUUAACCCUAAUUCCUUCUGGAUAAGAGCGUCUACUAAAUUACUAAAAUGUAAAAUGUAGGAAAACCACAAGUAAAAAAGGCAGUUGAAGCACUUGUAAGCUUUCAGUGAGUGGGGGCUUUUAAUUGAACACCCAACCAGGUUAACAAUGCAGGAAGAGUCCUCAAAUAUGAUUAAAUGGGUAACUGAACUCCCUUUGGAUUUUGUACGCUAUUCCUGGACUGUUAAGGAUGCUACACAUGUUUCGCGAAUGCAGCGGCGGAGAGUCAUUUUCUAUGUAGUUCUACGUACUUUUGUUUGGCUCACACACAAUGCUUCAUCGCCCAGAUUGUGUAGAGUGUGUAGAGCGCUGUCUGUGUACUGUUGGUUUCUGCUGAUUUCCUUGGUGGUUUCUUCUCGUUUCCUGGUUAGUUUCUUCUGGUUUCCUGAUUCUUUUUCUUUACCAGUCUCAUUCAUUAACAAUGGGUGAUGAGUAAACAGGGUUCAAAUCUAAUAUACUGUAGGUCACGCUUUUUUGUUUCUUUAAGACAAGUUGUUGUUUUACUUUAUGUAAAUAUAUAUUGAUGAGCAUGCAAACAAUGCCAAAACAUUCGGAAUGGUUAUGUGGGCCUAACUGUUAACUAAGUAAGGAGUUUGUAAACUUCCAUUUAGCUAAAGAGUUGUGUACAUGUCUGUUUUUCAGGAUGAAGAUGCGAAGGCACAACUUAUUUCUCUUUGGCGCAUUGGCCUUGUGUGUCCUCUCCCUGCUGCAAUACUGCAAGGGCUUCCACCACAUGCCUAUGCUGAGAGAGCUGUAUGCCUCCUCUGUCAACCUCGAGGCCCUAAGCUUCCUCUGGAGAAGGAAUGGGGACCCUCAAUACAAUUUUCACCCAGAGAGGAGGCCUCUCCCUGGACCCUCCGACACGGGCCUGUGGGAACCAGGGGAAGACCGGGAGGACCAAGGGAACGCGGAGGUGAGGAGAAGGGUUGGGUGUGGCAGUGAGGUGAGGGGGCAGAUUAUACAUUGUUUUGGGUUUAUAUGAUAUUGUCAUUGAUAUGAUUCAUUGUUUUCCCACUCAGGACACGUUGGGCAAGGAGCAGCCUAAUCCAUGGAAUGUAAACAGAAUAACGAUCACUCUCCCGGACCCCAAAGGACCAUGGGGAGAACUUCACAAACGGAGCUUCCAUCUUCGCGAUGACCCCACCCCGUUCUUUGUGCGCACCAAGUCUGGAGCAUAUUGCUUCCGAGAGGGGACGGAAAUGACUUUUCUCAAAGACGACUCGGGACAAAGGGUACAGGCAGCUGGAGAGGGCCAGCGUAAGAUCCUGCAUGCACACCAAGUGGAACCCAAGUCAGCCCCAGGGAAAACAGCCAGGGGGAAGGGGCUGGUGAAGUGUAUGUGUCGCCCAGGCUGGCACGGCCCUCACUGUGGCAUCCCCACCAUGGUGCAACACUCCAACCUGCCCACUAAGGAGCGUCUGACGCCCAGGAUGGUUCCGCGGAGGGUCAUCAACGCCAUUAACAUCAACCAUGAGUUUGACCUCCUCCACGCCCGCUUUCACGAGCUGGCUGAUGCCGUGGACCUCUUCCUGGUGUGUGAGUCAAACUUCACGGCCUACGGAGAUUCCAAGCCGCUGCACUUCCUGCGCCUCCUGCUUAACGGGACCUACGACUAUGUGCACCACAAGAUCCUCUACGUCUUCCUCGAUCACUUCCCUAAAGGUGGCCAGCAGAACGGGUGGAUUGCUGACGACUACCUGCGAACGUUUCUAAGCCGUGACGGGAUGUCCAGGGUACAAGGCGCCAGGCCGGAUGAUGUCUUCCUCAUCAAUGACGCAGACGAGAUCCCGGCCCGCGAGGGCAUCCUCUUCCUCAAACUCUACGACGGCUGGACGGAACCUGUGUCCAUGCACAUGAGAAAGUCCCUUUAUGGUUUCUUCUGGAGGCAGCCCGGGACGCUGGACAUUGUCUCCGCCUGCACUGUUGCCAUGCUCUUCGCCGUCUACAAUGGAGACGGGAUAUCACUGAGGCGCAGGGAAUACUUCUCCAUGCCGGGUUUCCGGAACUACCAGAGGAAGAGUGGACACAUCCUGGUGCAGUGGUCCAUUGGGAGCCCCGUCCACUACGCAGGCUGGCACUGUUCCUGGUGCUUCAGACCAGAGGGAAUCUCCCAAAAGCUAAUCUCUGCCCAGAAUGGAGACUUCCCCCGCUGGGGCGAUUACGUGGAAAAACGAGACCUGAACUACAUCAAGGGCUUGAUCCGGACUGGGGGAUGGUUCGAUGACUCGGUGGGGGAGUACCCACCUACAGACCCUAAAGAGCCUAUGUACGCACCCAAAUAUCUAUUAAAGAACUUUCAGCUGUAUUGCUACAUACUUGAGAACCAAUAUGCCUGAAUCUGGUAUAAAAUCAUUGUUGAUUUCAAUGGAAGGAUUGUUAACUUCAAGGGGUGUUGCCGGACCAAAACUAUGAAACCUCCACCUGCGCCUCUGAUUGAAGGGCAGGCCGUCCACUUUCUGUCUGAAGACGAAGUAGCUAGCUGGUGAGAGGGGGUGUAAUGAGGGACAGCUGAGAUUCAUUCUAUCCGAUUCUAUCCCUUUUCAAUCACAAUAUUAAACGAUAGUUAACAAUCCUCAACGACAAAGGCCUCUUCUGCUCCAGAGCAUUCAAGGACCGGUUUCCGGUUGGGACAUGAUGACUGUUGUCUUUCUAACUGUAGACGUGAUGGCAGACAGGUAUAUAUGUAUAGUAGAUAUAUCUGAUGAUGGCCAAUGGCCAGUGAUACUGUAGUUUUCCCUCAGUCAGAUCAACAAUGUGCUUCUAGUGCCACCAGUGCUGCGUUUCCAGAGCCCUUUGUGAAGAAAGAGACCAGAUCAGUGCACUUUUCUGUGGUGGUGGUAAAACUGUGUUACUGUGCUGAAAGGGUUGUUCGAACACCACAGGGAAAUAUAGGGGGAAAGGGAAAGUCUGUUUUAUAUUGUUUAAUACAAAUCCAGGUAUCCCUCACUAAUGCACUAUAGGCUUAUCUUAGCCAUCGCUUACUUUGACUACACAACUAUCCUCUUAGCCUUCUUGUAAACAGAUUGUUUAUGGUUUACAGGUGAAUAAAUGUGAGGCCAAAAAGCAUAUGUAAUUAGAACCAUGGGAUCCUGCCAAACAAUUGUCACAUUGCUUUUUGCCAUUUCUGUAUCCAUUGUUCAUUUAGAGAGAAAAUUCUCGAGAAACAAAAUCCAUUU